AUGGGAGUCAGGGUGAUGGAUACCACUUGGGUGUCGCGGAGGGGCUCGUCGUCUGCGCGUAAAACCGCCUCCACGCCACCGAGCGUGCAUCCCCCCGCCCCGCCCACUGAUGCGCUCGUCCCCGAGCAACAUGGGGAAUUCUCCGUCUCCCCCUCCCCCACCCCUCCUCCCACUAGCAGUGACCGAGCCAGCUCGGACGAUGCAUCCUCCAAUUGGUCGGACUCCUGUUACGCCUACCCCUCCCCCGAGGAGGAGAGGCCGCCUCCCCCUUACCCCUCUUCCUCAUCCUCUUCUUCUUCCUCUUGCUCUUCCUUUUCGCUCCCUCACCACCAUUUCUACGCCCGAGCACCUCCGGGUAUGCGUCCCCUCGCUCCCAGCCCUGAAUCCGUGCCUCCCGGUCCGUCCCCUCCCCCCCGCCACUCCGGCUACAGCCCACCCCCACCCCCCCACUCUCUUUGCCCAUCCCCUCAGCAGCUUGACGUCAACUCCAACCCCAAACCCAGCACCCUGCACCUUCCCAAACAGGCCUCCCUGUCCGAUGCUCCGCAUGCGUCCCCUUCCGAAACCAAUGGCUCCACCCUUUACAUCAAACCCCCGCUCGUUCUUACUCGUCACGAUCUGUUCCUGGGCUCCCCCAAACCCCCCAACACCCCCCUGUCCGCCCCCCCUCCAUGGGCAGCCUGUGCCUGUAGCAGAGAGAGAGGAGCCAAGCUGACUAGCACUCUGAAGUACAAGGAGCUGUCUCCGGUGAUCGGACAGAAGGGAUUCCAAGGAACAGUGACCCCUGGAGGACAGUCGCAGCACUCUGAGCACAGCCCUCACUCCCUGAGGAGAGCAAAGAAACUGGCCCCGAUCCCCCCUAAGGUCCCGUUCUGCCAGACAGGAGCCAUGUCCGACCAGUCGACGGGUCAGCCGUCUCCAGUCAGCUUGUCCCCCACUCCUCCCAGCACCCCCUCCCCUUACGGCUUCAGCUACCCCCAGGGAUACGCCACCAUCGGAUCCCCGUGUCAAGCCCAGAUGGCCUGCACCCCGUCCCUCUCCUCUCCGCCCUCGCUGGCCGGGACUCUGACGAAGGCCAGGCCGACCCCGAAGCCGCCGCGGCAGAGGCCUAGCCUACCUCCUCCUCAGCCCCCCUCCACACCCGGCACCAGUCCGCAGCCUCUGGAGAAUUCGCCGGGUCUCCUGGACGGUUUGUCUCCUGGGGAGAGCAUGUCCACAGCGGUAUGAGGCGAGAGGUUCAGUGUGAUUCUAUGUGUGAGACAAACUUUUAGG
This is a messenger RNA of Paralichthys olivaceus (Japanese flounder), 1272 nucleotides long. Lineage: Eukaryota; Metazoa; Chordata; Actinopteri; Pleuronectiformes; Paralichthyidae. The record is from RefSeq and is a predicted model, not a curated record.